AUGUCCAAGGCAUCCGCCCUCCUCGCUACCCUCACGGGUGCGGCCCUUGUCGCCGCCCACGGGCACGUCAGCCACAUCAUCGUCAAUGGGGUAUACUACGAGAACUACGACCCCACGACACACUGGUACCAGCCCAACCCGCCGACGGUGAUCGGGUGGAAGGCCGCCCAGCAGGACAACGGCUUCGUCGAGCCCAACAACUUCGGCACAUCCGAUAUUAUCUGCCACAAGAGCGGCUCCCCCGGCGGCGGCCACGCCACCGUCGCAGCCGGCGACAAGAUCAGCAUCGUCUGGGACCCGGAGUGGCCCGAGUCCCACAUCGGCCCCGUCAUCGACUACCUCGCGGCCUGCAACGGCGACUGCGAAACCGUCGACAAAGCCUCCCUCCGCUUCUUCAAGAUCGACGGCGCCGGCUACGACAAGACUGCCGGCCGCUGGGCCGCCGACACCCUCCGCGCCAACGGCAACAGCUGGCUCGUGCAGAUCCCCGCGGACCUCAAAGCCGGCAACUACGUCCUCCGGCACGAGAUCAUCGCCCUCCACGGCGCCAGCAGCCCCAACGGCGCGCAGGCCUACCCGCAAUGCAUCAACCUGCGCGUGACCGGCAGCGGCACCAACGCGCCCAGCGGCGUGGCCGGCACGUCGCUGUACCGCGCCUCGGACGCGGGCAUCCUCUUCAACCCCUACGUCGCCUCGCCCAACUACCCGGUGCCCGGCCCCGCGCUGAUCGCCGGCGCCGCCAGCUCGGUCGCGCAGAGCAAGUCGGUCGCGACCGCGACCGCCUCCGCCACCCUCCCCGGCAACAACAACGGCGGCGGCCCCAACCCGCAGCCUACUACCGCCACCACCACGGCCAACCCGGGCGUCUCGACCACGCUGCGCACGAGCACGAGCACGAGCACCUCGGCGCAGGUCACGCCCCCGCCGACGGGGGGGAAUGCCCAGACCAAGUAUGGACAGUGCGGGGGUAGUGGGUGGACGGGCCCGACGGCUUGCGCGGCGGGGUCGAGCUGCUCGGUGCUGAAUGAUUGGUAUGCGCAGUGCGUGUAA
This is a messenger RNA of Chaetomium globosum CBS 148.51, 1050 nucleotides long. RefSeq lists its product as uncharacterized. Gene Ontology annotation, cellular component: extracellular region. The record is from RefSeq and is a predicted model, not a curated record. Gene Ontology annotation, molecular function: cellulose binding. NCBI's taxonomy places the organism in Eukaryota, Fungi, Ascomycota, Sordariomycetes, Sordariales, Chaetomiaceae. Gene Ontology annotation, biological process: carbohydrate metabolic process. The coding region runs from base 1 to 1050 and encodes 349 amino acids. The transcript has a single exon.